Molecule: messenger RNA, 1425 nt
Organism: Perognathus longimembris pacificus (Pacific pocket mouse)
Lineage: Eukaryota; Metazoa; Chordata; Mammalia; Rodentia; Heteromyidae
Product: mesoderm posterior protein 2-like
Exons: 2
Coding region: 1-1059 (352 amino acids)
Biological process (GO): heart morphogenesis; mesoderm formation; somite rostral/caudal axis specification
Cellular component (GO): nucleus
Molecular function (GO): protein dimerization activity; RNA polymerase II cis-regulatory region sequence-specific DNA binding; DNA-binding transcription factor activity, RNA polymerase II-specific
Source: RefSeq, a predicted model, not a curated record
AUGGCUCAGUCUCCGCCGCCGCCGCCGCCGCCGCCGCGGAACCUCCAGGGCCCGGACCCCUGGGUCUUCGCUCGGGGCUGGGGCUGGGCCGGACACUCGGACUCCACGUCCCCGGCUUCCUCCUCGGAUUCUUCGGGUUCCUGCCCGUGCGACGGCGCCCGCCGUUCCUCGCAGCCCGGACCUCCGGCUGCAGAGGCCGCCACAGCGGGGCCGACGGCGCCUCGCCGGCCUCGCACCCGAGUCACGGGCGGCGGACAGCGGCGCAGCGCCAGCGAGCGCGAGAAGCUGCGCAUGCGCACCCUCGCCCGCGCGCUCCUGCGCCUGCGCCGCUUCCUACCGCCGUCGGUGGCGCCCGCCGGUCAGAGCCUCACCAAGGUGGAAACGCUGCGCCUGGCUGCCCGCUACAUCGGACACCUGUCGGCCGUGCUGGGCCUCGGCGGGCCCGGCCCGCAGCGCCGGCGCCGGCUCCUGGACGCGGCGGGGCCUCACGGCUGCCCGCUCUGCCCGGACCCCGGUCCCGGACCCGACGGGGCUGCCUGGGGCUCCCCGCCCGCCGCGCCGCCGGAGAGCCUGGGGAGCCCGGAGCCCUGGGCGACGCCCCCGUACUGCCCCGGCUUCCAGCCUUCACCCCCGCACCCGUCUCCCGGGGCGGCCCCCGACGUGUCGCUUUGGACCCCUCCCCAAGCCUGUCUGGCAUCGCAGGCCUCCCCGGAGCCCGGGGCCGCCGCCGCCGCCGUCGUCGCCCCCUGGACGCCGCCCCCCGCGCCCCCAGAGCUGGCUGAGAUGUACCGGAACGUCUCCGUGUCUCCAGAGUCCUGUCUGUCACUGGGAAGCCCACCCCUCCUAGCCCUCCCUUCCUGCCAGAGACCCCAGCCUCAGCUCCAGUGGGGGUGCUGGGGCCCCGAGGCAGAGCUGCUUCCAGGCCACAGGGACCAGGACCCAGGCCCGGUCUUCCCACUCAGCAUGGUGAACCCUGGCCUGAGCUCAGGCCUGAGGCUCAGUGGCUGCCAGGAACUGUGGCAUGAAGAUCUGGAGGGGACACAGCUGGGCAUCUUCUAAUGACUUCGCUGCCCCUUGGCAGCCUCAUCCAGCCUGCGCGUGGAUGCCUUCUGCAUCUGCUUCCUGAAGGGCUUUUGAGCUCUCCCGAGGCAGCCAUUCCUUUUUCUAAAGGAUGCCUUCUGUGCCAAUGGACAGACGGACAAACAGAUGGGCAAGUGGCUCCUCUCUGGCUGGACUGGGGGCCAGGAACACCCUCUGCCUCUUGGUACCCCCAGACUCUCUAUGCUCUCUUCAGAGUGCUCUGACCCCAAAGGCAGCCCAGCAGGAAAGAGGGGGAGGCCUGUGGGGUCAGGCCUGUGCUCCCCGCCCUCGGGCGCUGUAGGUCAGAAUCCUGUGACUUGUAAUGGUUUAAGAAAGAAAAAAUAC